Messenger RNA from Quercus lobata, 3255 nucleotides. Its product is annotated as VPS35 endosomal protein sorting factor-like. Lineage: Eukaryota; Viridiplantae; Streptophyta; Magnoliopsida; Fagales; Fagaceae. The transcript is spliced from 23 exons. Gene Ontology annotation, cellular component: endosome. Gene Ontology annotation, biological process: endocytic recycling. The record is from RefSeq and is a predicted model, not a curated record. The coding region runs from base 69 to 2825 and encodes 918 amino acids.
ACUUCUUGCCAAAACCUCCUUUGGGAUCUCCAUCUUUCCCACUGAAAAAAUCACAGGCUUUUCCAUCCAUGGAGUUCAGACCCCGCAAUUACAUUGCCGAACGACAGUCCCACGCGCUUCCUCGCCUACGCGCCCAAAACCAUCCUCUCUCCGCUCCAUCCUCACCUCUCCUUAGCCAGGUUGAUGUUUUGGAUCAUGGAAACAAUGACUUUUUCGACCCACUGAGGAGAUCAGAUAAUAAUGCGACAGUUUCUAAAGAUGAUUUUCAAGAUCAUGAAAAUACUUCUAGUGAAACUUCUACUCAACUCCCGACAAAGGAAUGGAUGUCUUUCAAGAGAUUCUUAAUGCAGAGAUUUCCUGUCUCCAAAAUGGUUUCAAUUUCUUCAAUAUCCAAUGUGAUAAUGAAAGGUGCAAAGGCAUAUGAUAAAUCUUCAACAAAUAUGCAUCUAGAGGAACUAGAAGAUCCGGAAAAAUAUGCUGAAGAAGGUGUCAAGGUCAUCACUCGGCAAGAGUAUGUCUCUCGAUUGCAUGAGCUCAAAGAUGAAAUUAAUCGUUCUUGGCGUGCUAAUGACCGUGUAACAUCUUUGAAGUUAUCUAUAAAGGUUGCUAGGCUUUUGAUGGAUACAUCAAUUUUACAAUUUUAUCCUACGCUUUUUGUUCUUGCUAUGGAUAUAAUGGAUAUGCUUGGGGAUAUGGUAUGGGAGCGAAUCAUGUGGAAAGCUGAAUUUGCUGAAGAUGGAACCAGACUCUGCUCCUUACCAGAUAACUUUCAAGCAAGUGACAUUUGCUCUGAUGCCAAAGAAACUUGCAAUAAUUGGUUCUGCAAAAUUGGUUCCAUCCGGGAGCUUCUUCCACGCAUUUAUUUAGAGCUGGCUUUAUUGCCUUGCUGGCGUUUCCUGGUUGACAAACCUGAAGACUGUGUCCAGCGUUUGGUUAUGAUGACAAGAGGGUUAGCAGAUCCAUUGGCAUCUGCCUACUGUCGUCUGUAUAUGACCCACUGUGCCCAGAAGUUGCCCUCAUGUGAUAUAGGAUACCUAGUUAAAUGUGUUAAUGACAUCAAGAUUCUAGUGAUGCGGAUCAUAUCAGCCAAGGAAACAACACAAGGAAAUAUUACAAACAACAGAAGAUUGCUUGUCACUCUGAUGGAGCCAACCAUUGAGUAUAUUAUGAAAUGCAUAUUUAAGGAUGCUUCUCAGAGGCAAGUAGGUAAUGUGCUUGUGGAGCUUGGGCUAGGAAUGAAUCAAGUGGAGUUGUUUGGGAGUUUCUGUUGCCUCUCAAUUGUUCUGCAUCAUCUACUUAAGGAACUUCCUGCUGAAGUUGUUACUGCAAGUGCUGUGGAGAUCCUUCAUACCAUUGAAUGCAGCAAUGAUUAUUCCUUUGAUCAGUGUUUGAAUUACAGGUUACUAGGAUUCAGGCUUUCUGAAAGGAAAUCUCAAAGGGACAUUGUCCAUGCUGUGGUUGAUAAAGUUACUCAGGUUAUGAGUGAAAGGAAUAGCCUUGAUGAGUACCUGAAGGUUGUGGAUGCUUAUGUGGAUAUUGUUCUUCAAAAUCAGAUGGACAACCAUCUGAACACCAUUUUAGGAGGUAUUUCAAAGAGAGCAUACAAUAAAGUGGUCACUGAAGAUGAAUUGGCAAGCUUGCAAUCCAUCUUGGUGAAGAUUCUUACUCAUUUCAAGGUCUUAGAGGAUGUAUUCACCUUGAACCAUUUUCUGGAGAUCUUAGAUAUAAUGUAUGGGAGCUCACGGAGCAUUGUCAAUAUGCAUAUCCUCAACAUGGCAACAAGGAACGGUUCUAUAAGUGAUCCAACAUCCAUACAGCUGCUGUUUGAAAUUUCACAAAAUCUACAUGAUGAUGGUGAUUUUUUGAAUAUGAAAGAUGAUGAUAACCAGCCAGCACGGUUGAUUUCUCGUUUCGUCCAUAUGGUUGACUAUGGAACAGAGAUGGAACGCCAUUUAUCAUUUUUAGUUGAAUGUCGUGGAGCUUUUAGUAGCUUAAAUGAACUUAAGGAAACCCUUGUUCACUCCAGCAAUUGUUUAGUGAUUAAGGCUUUGAAAGAUGCAAAAAAGCAUCUUAGUUUUGUCAAAUCUUGCAUAGCAUUUAGUGAAGUCACAUUGCCUUCUAUUUCAGCUGGGGUUAAACAGUUAUAUCUUUAUCUUGAGACUGCUGAGGUUGCCUUGUUAUGUGGUUUAGUCUCUCAUUCAGAUGGACUGAUAGAUUCCGCAAUCAACUGUUUGCUAAGUUUAGACCUGAUGGAUGGGUCCCGGACAUCAAUUGAUGUUGAAGGCAUACUCUCUGCAAUUCAAAAGUUAUGCAGCCACUUGGUUAUGGUUCCAGGUAAUUCUGAGCAAGGAGUCACCUACUUCCCAAAUAACAUACUAUCUCUUGUUAAUUCCAGAUCUUGGAUGACACCAAGAAUGAGGACAAGAGUUUUUUGCACAAUUCUUACAUUGACAGCUACACUAUCUCAAAAUAAGCUCCCAUACCAUGCAGAUCAUGGAGAGAUUCCUGGAAAUGACCUAUUAUUUUUUGGUGAUUCAUCUUACUUACGAGAACUUGUGUCCUUUGCUGAGUAUGUUCUUCAGAACCUGGUUGAUACCAUUCAGCAAGAGCCUUCGCAGGCGGCUCGUGGAAGCAUGGCACUUGAAGCUUGCAAUUGCAUUGCAUCGUCUUUCAUGUUAAGCAAUGAAAUAUCCCAAGUCUGCUCCAAACUCAUAGAAACUGCCAGGUUGUGUUUGAGCGCCAGUGACAAAUAUCUGCAGUCAACCAUUACAUUUUUAGACAUAAACUUGCCGACGCCCAUGGUGUCACCAUCCAUUACUGUCUGAAUGAUAGAUAAAGGUAUUAUGAUUUGUUAAAUUGGAAGUCCACCUUGGAAAUGUUCAUUCUAAUUCAUAAUAAUUCUUUGAUUGUGUGACAGUACUCUCAGUCUUUUCACAGGGUAUAAAGUUUGUAAGAAAAUGUAUAUUUUGUUCAUAGAAGAUAUAUGUCUUUAUGGAAGAUGGGGGAAUCAACACAAUUGUAGAUGCUAUUGGAUUUAAUAAUGAUUUGGGCUCUUGGAAGAAGCAGAGACAGUUCUUUGGAGAGUUUUGAAGCCUUGCAAAGGAAAUUAGCUAGAUUUUAUAGUUUAGAUGAGUAUAGUAUUCGUUUUCGUUGUACAGAGAUACUAACUGGGCAUGGUUCUCUUAUUUCCAUCUAAUUACUUUUACAUGAUGUUUCACAAAUAAUUGAACAUAGCUCCAAUCAUUUAUCUUUCUU